UCGAAUGGGAACCCAAAAUUAUUAUAAAUACUGGAUCUUUUAUUUGGUGAAUUCCGUAAAAUAAUCAUGGCGAGAUGAUACCAAAUCGCAGCGGAGGAAAUAAAAAAAGUAGCAUUUUGCGAUUUAUAUUUUUUAUCGGCGUGUUCUAAAUCGCAGCAUCAAGAUUUCAAAUUUCAAAACAGUUGCCAGAAAAAUGACAUCAUCUUCGAAAAAAUCUCGCAGAAAGGAAAAUUGGUGUCAAGAGGAAUCGGAGACUUUAAGGAAGAGUUAUAUCGAGUUUAGCUCGGAGUUAGGUGGCAACCUUAGUCUCACGAGUGCAGUAAAACAGAAAACAUGGAAAUGCAUCCAAGAAAGAGUGAAUUCCCUGGGUAUGGGACCAUGCAAAAGAAGCAUUGAAGAUUGCAAGAGGAAAUUGAAGACCGACUUCAAGAGGAGACAGCGGAGAAGCCGGCAAAGGGCAGCCAUUAAAAGUGGGGGACCGAAGCCCCCCAAAAAAGAAUGUGAUGAUAUGAUGAUCAAUUCCAUUGGCGAUUCAGCAACUGAUGGGUUUCCUAUAAUUGACACCUUUGAAUUCAGAACCAGCGAAUCAAGCAGCAGAGAACCCAGCUACAGUGCAGAGCCCGACCAGCCCUUCAGCCAUAAUAUAGCGGAAACAAUAAAAGUUAUGACAGAGUGUGUGCUGCCAUUGGCUUCCAUGCAAAUUGAGUCAUUAAUCGGAGACCAAAGUACAACACCAACUGACAACAGAGAUGAGAGAUUUUCUGAGAUUCCAUCUACAAGCAACUUGGAGAGACUUCUUCAACACCAGAAUGAGCUCUUGGAGCAAAUACUACACCAACAAAAAAUGAAAAAUGACAUUCUCCUAUACAUAAGUGAUAACUUAAACUGUGACUCUGCAAGUGUUCCACAACAUCACACAUUAUAGCAUAAACAUUUAUCAUACUUUUAGUAGUAUAACAUAAAUCUGUAUCAUAUGCUUGUUAUUUAGUGAAUGUUUUAUCUCCUUAAAAUCUCUUAUUCUAUAUUUUUGCAAAGACAAAACCACCGCAUUUACCCGGCACUGUGGGGCCACUUGAAAGGUAAAACUUGGCCCAUUUCCCCAGCUAUCUAUCCACCCUGGGGUGGGGGGAAGGGGCGUGGUUACAAUUGACUUGUGCAUUAAAACAUCUCAUUCCAUGCAGAUAUUGUUAUUUUGUUAAUACUUGAAUCGGAACAGUUUCUUCAUUAACUAUCCAAUUCCAUUCAUCUUAUUUAUCAUGUCACUGACAGCCUAUUUGUGUUCAAGUAAAGAAAUAGGCCACAAUGAAAAGUACUAUUAUUUUAAAUUGAUAUUUAACAAACACCUAAAUUACAUAAAGGAGGAUCAUUAUCAUACAUGUGACAAUAUUGUGAAUUUUCUAAAAAUAUUAAACUGAAAGUGUUAAUUUGAUAUUGUUUUGAAAGAUACCGGGUAAUGUGUAAAUUUUUGUGUUUUGUUAAUGUUUUAAUUGUUAUUUGUACUUUUAAGAGUGUUUUGAAAAAGUGGAAUUCCUCAGCUACUUCAUAAGAAACAUUCUCUGAUGUAUAUGUCAGAAUUAUUUACAUUUAACUACACUGCAAGACGAUCACGUAGUGACUCCGAAUAAGCAGUUGAAUAAGCAGUUCAACUUGCGGAUUUUACCCAUAGGAAUACUGAUUAAAUAUGGAUAGUAUGCUUAACUGGGAAUAAAUGUUAACUUAGUUAUAUAAAUAACAUGUUACAACAUUAGAUUUAAUUACUGCUAUUAUAUUUAAUUUUAAUCCCCCGUCAUGGAGAGGGGAUAAUAGGAAUGCACUUUGUCUGUCGGUCUAAAACAUUUUGUGACCUGGCUAUAUAAGACUGCUGACAAAAAAUUAGACCUCAGAUUUUUAUAUUUCUGCUUCACAAUCGAUGUAUUAUAGCUACAAGGCUUACUAACGGUUUAAGAGAAAUGCAUAUAACAUCAUUUUUCGAACUUAAAUAUAAAAAUCUGCAAUCUAAUAUUUUGUCAGCAGUCUCAUAUGACUGGUUUCCAUGCAUUUUCGCAUAAAUUGGCUUGUUUCAAGACAAUAUUAAAAAGUUGUCAGAGCGUUCAAUCUGUGAGAGUGCAGCUUUAAAGAAAAAUGUAAUUUAAACCAAAUUGAAAAUUCGCUUAUUUGCACUUAUUUCCCUAAAUAACAACAACAAAAGUUUUCCAUAUUUGUGUUUUUCUUGCUUUGUUGAUGUGAUAAUCACAUUUACAACUUAAAGGCCCACAAAAGAGGUUGAUGCAAAAAUAUAUAUUUUUUAAAUUUAAUCCAUUAUUGUGUUUUACUUUAUUUAUCAAAACAAAACAUGCUUAAUAUAUAUAUUUUGUUUUUUUUUUUAAUUGUGGACUUUAUGGCCAUGUAAGUUAUUUACAAGAAAAGAAAACUUAAAGGCUAUUAUUUUUUCUUUCUGGACUUUAAUCAUAAGUUUUUUAUCAUUGAAGAUAAACAGGUUUAACAUGAUAAUGCAUUUUAGUUUAAAAAAUAAAUAUCAUUAUUUUGCUUCAACUUUUAUUGGCAGCCUUUAUCAUGCAACCUUCAUACCUAUUUUUGUACAAAGAUAUUAUGAUGUAUAAUACUAACACCUACCAUGCUUUCUAUUUUGUAUUGAUAUUUAAAUAAUAAAAUCUAUAGCAUGACAAUGUACCCCUUGUUCGAAAGACUGCAGUUUAUCUGUAUUCCCUGUGCUAGCUUUUCUGGCUUACAUACUGCAAAGAUGUAACAAUCAACAAUGCAAAAAGAAACUUAUUGUAACCAUUAACACUACGCAGUAGUAGCAGUUUUACCCAUAUAACUAAUAAGUAGUAGCAGUUUUAUCCAUAUAAGUAGUAGGAGUUUUACCCAUAUAAGUGGGGAGGUAGACUAUCUGGCUAUCAGCCAUCAUGCAGAUCUCUGAUUCAAUCCCAAACCACAUGUGAAGCUUUUAACACGAACACUCGAUAAUGGCGACUUUUGGAAACAAGACUGAACAUGGAUAGAGCCAUUAAUCGUCACAAUUUGAACAAUAUUAAUUUACAAAAUAACAAAACAUGAUAAUUCCUAUUAUUUUCCACUUAAUGCAAAAAGCCUAAAAUUCAUGUUAGUUAUUUAUUUUACAACAACUGAGAAGAUUGAUAUUUCUUAUACUAAGUCGAUCUCCUUGGUACGAUGUUGCGCAAAUUGAAGUCUUAUCUUGUGGGGGAAACUGGAAUGCCAGCAGAAACCCAUUUGUCCAGCUAAUUGACUACUUACAGAACUCACUUGUGCCAAGGCCGCAAAUGGGACCAGAAUCGUGUUGAAGUAAAGGACAACCUUAAAUUUAAUGUCAUUCCUCAUUGAGAUAAUUUAAAUUUCAAUUAUGAUCUCAAAUCCUAUUUAUGCGUUUCAAAGUUUGUAAUAAAGUGUCCUUGGUGUCCAUUUCAUCAUAUAAUAACCAUGUAAAUGUUCAGAUUCUUUAUAUACUGAAAAAUUAAAAACGCCAACAUAGGGAUUUUUUUUAUUUAUGAGCCAAACUGUAGGCCAUUCUGGCCUUAUAAAGAACCCAAGUGGAGCACAUAUCAAAAUCAAAGGAUUAACAUUUAGCAUGUAACACUGAAACGAUACUAACACAUAAAUAUCAGUGGCAAAAUUGUUUAUUUUGGCUUAUAUUAGGCGAAGUCUUAGGCCCCAUUCACUUGUCCAUUUGGCGAGUUUUCAUGACGCAAUUUUUAUAUCAAAUUGUUUCCUUAUAUUUGUUCUCUUUUAUUUUGAUAUUUUUUUCUGUUUUUGUCCCAUAAGUCUGAUGAACAUAUUGUCUCUUCUGAUGUUAAGAUGUAAAUCUUUUAUUGAUAAUUUAUGAACUAUGUAAUAUUUAGUAUGAAAAUGUUUGCCAUUUUGUAAGGAUUUCAUUUAUUUUCUUUAAAAUAUUGUACCUUUAAAUUAUAUGCAAAAGUUCAUACAUUUUAUUUAGUUCCUUUUCAUCUGAGUUUCAUAAAGGUUCUUUAUUCUUAAACUGUUAUUGCUUGUGUCUACAUUUUGCCUAUGAUUUUAGCAUCUUUAUUAUUUUAUAUUCUAAACAAUCUUUAUGUAACAGACUUAGCUACACAAGUUUGGAUAGCUUAGUCUGAGUGAAACAUUUCGAAGAUUUUUGUUAUUUGUUAACUUCUUUUUAAAACAACAUGAGUGAUAUAAAAGCCUUAGGGUCACGUUUAUUAAAAAACUUUUGUACUGUAAGAUACUCCAUUACAUUUUCUUAAGACUUUGUGUGUUACCAAAGAAGACAUUUAAUUUGUGUUACAAAUUUAUUUAUCAGGAACAGUUUAAUAAGGCAUUGAAUUAUUGUUACAAAUUUAUAAUACUUAAUAUAUACUUGUGCUCAAGAUUGAUAACACUGUAUACUAGUAAAUUAUUUCUGCUGAUGUUCCAUAGAACUGUUUUCUAUGAUUAUAUUGGAGUACUAUUAAAUCAUAAAAAAACA
Mya arenaria is the source of this 4459-nucleotide messenger RNA. Its product is annotated as myb/SANT-like DNA-binding domain-containing protein 4. The record is from RefSeq and is a predicted model, not a curated record. The coding region runs from base 194 to 925 and encodes 243 amino acids. NCBI's taxonomy places the organism in Eukaryota, Metazoa, Mollusca, Bivalvia, Myida, Myidae. Gene Ontology annotation, cellular component: nucleus. The transcript is spliced from 5 exons.